Messenger RNA from Xenopus laevis (African clawed frog), 1076 nucleotides. RefSeq names its product haloacid dehalogenase like hydrolase domain containing 3 L homeolog (gene hdhd3.L). Gene Ontology annotation, cellular component: nucleus. The record is from RefSeq and is marked provisional. Lineage: Eukaryota; Metazoa; Chordata; Amphibia; Anura; Pipidae.
CCUUCUUGCUCAACGCGUGUUUCUCUGCUCGGGGACGGGAGGAAGAAACGGACCUGGAGCUGCCCUUGUGUUUCCCUUCCGCCAAUGAAAGAUGAGCUUGCGGCUGAUAACGUGGGACGUGAAAGACACCCUGUUGCGGGUCCGUGUGCCAGUGGGGCAGCAGUAUUAUGCUGAAGCCAAGAAGCGAGGCCUCUGUGUGAACCCCGGCACCUUGGAGACAUCUUUCCGCAAUGCCUACCGAUCUCACAGCCGUCUCUUCCCAAACUACGGGUUGGCACAGGGCAUGAGCUCCCGGCAGUGGUGGCUGGAUGUGGUGUUACAGACAUUCCGACUUUCUGGCAUUGAGGAUUCUGACACCGUUCAGUCCCUGGCCAAACAGCUGUACCAAGACUUCUCCACUGCCCACAACUGGGCAUUGGUACCAGGAGCCAGGGAGGCACUAGAUUCCUGCACAAAUCUGGGGCUCAGGAUGGCAGUUAUCUCUAAUUUUGACAGGAGGCUGGAGGAGCUGCUGAGACAGUGCUGUCUGGAGAGAUACUUUGAUUUUGUAGUCACCGCUGAGAGUGCAGGCGUUGCUAAACCCCACCUGGGCAUAUUUCAUAAGGCUCUGAGCUUGGCCAAAGUGCCGCCCCACCAAGCCGUGCACGUGGGGGACGAUUAUGUGAAUGACUAUUGUGCAGCAAGGAUGGUGGGAAUGCACAGCUACCUCAUUCAUCCAAAGACUCCCCCCAAACUGCAGUGGAACAUCCCAGAGGAACAUGUAAUCCAGUCCCCUGAGCAGCUCAUUCCCAAACUGGUAGGGGUUCUAAAGAACUCAAUGACCUAGUUAUACCAUGUGAUUUGUGCCAAUCAAAUUAUGGGCAAGUGGGAGGGGCCUUUAAAGGUGUUGUUCCACCUUUGAGUAAACUUUUAAUAUGAUGUAGAGAUUGAUAUUGAUUGAGACAAUUUGCAAUUGGUCUUUAUUUUUUGUGAUUUAUUUUUAAUUAUUCCCCUUUUUGUUCAGAGACUUUGCAGUUUUGAAUUUCAGCAGGAGAGGACCUGAAUUUUAAAAUAACUAAUUAAAAGUAGCAAUAAAA